GUUUGGAACCAUCUGUGACUGGAGCCAUGACGCAGCCAGAGCACAUUACUCACUUUUACAGUCACGACUUGGAAAUCCGUGCAGUUUCCAACCAAAAUUACACCGCCACCAUUGAAUUAUUUAAUAGGAUCCAGUUAAGGAUUAGAGCCACCGCAUGCGGGCUCGGCCAGGACGCGCUGUGCCCCCAGCUAAGCGUGCCGAGCCCAGCCGAGCCGUGCCGCUGCUCAAUGUCUGCACCGUGCCAUUGUCUGCAGGAUCCGCAAGCGGUGCCGGGCUUUGUGUGGUAGGUGCACCAUUUUCUACGCUUCCUUCUACCGGAGGGCGAGGGCUGACCGUGCGCGGCGGCCAGCCGCCUCCUCGGCUAGCGGCUGCCCGAUGGAUUUUGCCUCCCCGGCCCCGGGGCUGGGGCUGCGGGGAGCUGCAUGCGGGGCCGGCCCGGGGCUCCGAAACGGCGCCGGGGAGCUGCGGGGCUCGGCGGCGCCGAGGUAACCCUACAGGGUCCCCCUCCACCCCGUUAGGGGGGGAGGCGAGCAAGGACGCGGAGGACGAGCCCACCACACACACACACACACACACACACACACACACACACACACACACGGCCCCGCAAGAAGAAGGUGCGAGCGCUCCGAGAAGAGGUUGGAGGGUGUGGGGGGGGGGGACACCAAACGAGGUGGGAGGAGAAGGGGUGAGUCCAAACAAAGCAACCUAUAGCCUCCUAUUCUGCCGAGCACCAUCAUCAGGUGCGGGCUCUUUCAAACGCACGGGCGGGAAGGGCGGGCGGCGGCGGCGCAGGAGGGGAAACCUCGGCGGUGGCGGCGGCGGCGGAGCCCCCCGGGCCCCCCCCCCUCACCCCGGCGGCCCCCGACCCCCGGCGGCUCCGGGCUCGGCUCCGGGUUCAGCACCGGGGCGCGGACAGCGCCCGGCGGCGGCCCCGGGAGCAGCGCCCGGCCCCGCGCCCCCCCCCCCGGCAAAGCAAAGCGGGGAAGGGGAGGGGAGGGGGGGGACACGGGAGGGAGAGGGGCUCACUAGCGCCGACGGAGAGAGAGGGAGAGCUGCAGCUCGCUAUUGAUUCAGAGAUUUACCGGCAGGGUGAUUCCCCCUUUCUGCAAGAAUUCCCUGUCUCCGGGCUCCGUGCAUGCAGCAAAUUCACGGUGGAGGCGAGCACGCAGCCCUCUCGCUUCAGAGGAAAAGUGGGGAGGAAGGGAAAGAAAUGGACCCAAGCAUGCACUAGAGAAAGACGAGACUCACAGCCACUCUCUGCACCAUGCACAGGAAAGAUCACUACUUACCCGAACGGGAACUCCUCGGCUAGGGGAGGGAGGGAGGGGGAGUUGGGGGGGGGGGGGGGCGAGGAAGGGGACGGGGGGAAUCCGACAAUUAAUUUCCAGACAGGAGUUGGAAAAAAAUACUGCGGUGAUGUCCAGGUUUUCUUCCACCCGCGCUCGCUUUUUAUACAAGUGCAACCCUCUGUCUAUUUCUGGAACGCGAUCAAAACCCUGAUGCUAUUUUUAGCAGGUACUGGGGAAAAAAAUCCACACACAAAGGCAUUUCGCUGGAACGCUACGUCCAAAACAUUAAAUGUGCAUUAAGUCUGCCCCCCCUACACACCAGCACCCCCAACCACGCGUCCCCCUACCCCAGCUUCUUUCUGCACCACCAUCCCCAGUUGCUUUAGGUGCAUCAUUGCAGAGAAUUAGAGAAAAAAAAAAAAAAA
Messenger RNA from Anas platyrhynchos (mallard), 1717 nucleotides. Lineage: Eukaryota; Metazoa; Chordata; Aves; Anseriformes; Anatidae. The record is from RefSeq and is a predicted model, not a curated record.